This is a messenger RNA of Globicephala melas (long-finned pilot whale), 6702 nucleotides long. It is a transcript of the gene IQCE, whose product is annotated as IQ motif containing E. Gene Ontology annotation, cellular component: plasma membrane. The record is from RefSeq and is a predicted model, not a curated record. Lineage: Eukaryota; Metazoa; Chordata; Mammalia; Artiodactyla; Delphinidae. Gene Ontology annotation, molecular function: intracellularly calcium-gated chloride channel activity; volume-sensitive chloride channel activity; protein binding.
CUCGGGGGCCCGCGCGGUUGCCAUGGCAGCGGGGUCGCGGCGGGCGCGCGGGCAGGCCCAGAGGCUGGCGGUCGGCGGAGCCCCAGAACCGGACGGCCGUACUCGCAGCGCCUAGGGGCGAUCGGGCAGCGCCGCCGCCAUGUCCCUGAGCACCGGGGAGCCGGCCUCGGAGAUGGGAGAUGACAGCCUGUCUGCAAUAACCUUCGACUCUGACUCAGAGACGAAAGCGAAAAGGAAAAGUUUCCACAGACCUCCCCCUACAUCACCGAAGUCACCUUAUCACUCUAAGCCGCGAAAAGUGGCCUCCUGGAGGUCUCUGAGGACAGCCGGCAGCGCGCCCCUCGGGAGCCAAAUGUCCUUAACCCCCCAGAAGCUGUGGCUGGGAAGCUCAAAGCAAGGAAGUCUGACCCCAGCCCUGAAAUCAGACCUCACCUUGGAGCGUGCAUGGACCACAGCCCCCCCCAGCAGCACCCCUGACGAUUUGACCGAAGCGGAAAGAAUGCAGAGGUCAAAUCUCAGGCGUUCUGCCAGCCACGGUUAUGUUCCUGGGACCCCUGUCUACAGAGAGAUGGAGGGCAUGUAUGACGAGAUCAUUGAGCUGAAGAAGUCAUUACACGUGCACAAAAGCAACAUGGAUCUGAUGAGAACAAAGCUUCGGCGCUUAGAAGAGGAAAACAGCAGAAAGGACCGGCAGAUAGAGCAGCUUUUGGAUCCUUCCCGAGGCCCGGAUUUUGUUCGGACUCUGGCAGAGAAAAGGCCUGAUACUGGCUGGGUGAUCAGUGGGCUGAAGCAGAGGAUUCUCAAGCUGGAGCAGCAGUGCAAGGAGAAGAACCACACCAUCGACAAACUGCAGACUGAUAUGAAGACCACUAACUUGGAGGAGAUGAGGAUCGCCAUGGAGACAUAUUACGAGGAGAUUCAUCGUCUCCAGACUCUCCUGGCAAGUUCUGAAACGACAGGAAAGAAGCCUCCAGUGGAGAAGAACAUCGGCCUUAAAAGGCAGAAAAGAAUGAGCAGCGCCCUCCUGAGCUUGUCCCGGAGCGUCCAGGAGCUCACGGAGGAGAACCAGAGCCUGAAGGAGGACCUGGACCGCGUGCUGAGCGACUCCCCCACUGUCUCCAAGAUAAAGGGCUCGGUGGAGUGGAGCAAGCCCCGGCUGCUUCGGCGGAUCGCAGAGCUGGAAAAAAAAAUAAGUCUGAUGGAAAGCCCCAAAUCGCACACUUCAGAGGUGGUCCUGUCUACCCCGCCGGCUCACUCGGUGUCCAGCUCCACGGUGCACCGGCAGCCACGUCCCGACCGCCAGGAGGAGAGCGAGCGACUGCGGGGGGUUGUGAAGAGCCUGAAGGGCGAGCGGAAUGCCCUGCACACCCGGCUGCAGGAGCGAGAUCUGGAGGUGAAGCAGCUACUGCAGACAAAGGCUGACUUGGAGAAGGAGCUGGAAAACAUGAAGGAGGGUGAGAAGGAGGGAAGAGAAAGAGAGGAGGCUUUGAGGGAGGAAAUUCAAGCACUUACCAGGAAGUUUCAAGAACUGGAAGAAAGUAAGAAAGGAGGGGAGGAGGACCCCGAGGAGACGAGCCCGGAGACCCGGGAAGCGCCCCGACCCCCCGGUCCCUCCCAGACGGACUCGGAGCUGGACACGAGCGAGGGGGGCUCCUCCCGGCCCCGCUCCGGCUGCUCCGAGGGGAGAAGAGACGCCGCCGCCCGGCUCCUGCAGCGCCGGUGGAAGGGGCACCAGCACUGGAAAAAACAGGCCGUUGUGGACGAGGCUGCCGUGCUGCAGGCGGCUUUCCGGGCGCAUCCGGCACGGGCGAGGCCAUUGUCUAGUGGAGUGUGCAGCCCGGACCCCCCUGCCAUGCCAAGCCCUCCCACCCAGGACUCGCCCGAGCCCCGCGUCCCGAGCCCCGUCGUCCAGGCCGAGGGGGACCCGUGGCAAGAGGAGGCCAUCACCGUCAUCCAGUCUGCCUUCCGGGCACACCUGGCACGGGCCAGGCACAGUGCUGCUGGUCCAAGAGCUGCCCCUGCAGCGUUUCCCGACAGACCUGCUUGGGCCCCACACAGUGCACCCUCCUCUCCGCCCUUCCCUGCAGCCUCUCCUGGGCAGGAAGACAGCGAGGAGAGCAGCGGGGAGACCGCGGAGGCUGCGGCUCCCGGGGACGGAGCGCCGAGGCCAUGGGGGCCAGGGGCACCGGCAGCCCCGCCGCCCUGCUCUGGCGCUGCUGCUGCUGGGGGCGGCCGCGCUGGCCUGCCUCGCCCUGGACCUCCUCUUCCUGCUUGUCUACUCCUUCUGGCUGUGCUGCCGGCGGCGCAAGAGCGAGGAGCACCUGGACGCCGACUGCUGCUGCACCGCGUGGUGCGUCAUCAUCGCCACUCUGGUCUGCAGGUGUGGGACACCGCAGCUGCCCUGAACCGCUCGGCGGAGCCCAGCCUGCAGAGCCUGGAGCGGCAGCUGGCCGCCCGGCCAGAGCCCCUGCGGGCGGUCCAGCGGCUGCAGAGCCUGCUCGAAACGCUGCUGGGCUACACGGCUGCCAUCCCAUUUUGGAGGAACCCAGCCGUGUCUCUGGAGGCGCUGGCCGAGCAGGUGGACCUCUAUGACUGGUACAGGUGGCUGGGCUACUUGGGCCUGCUGCUGUUCGACGUGGCCAUCUGCCUCCUGGUACUGGUCGGCCUCAUCCGCAGCUCCAAGGGGAUCCUGGUCGGGGUCUGCCUGCUGGGGGUCCUGGCCCUAAUCAUCAGCUGGGGCGCACUGGGCUUGGAGCUGGCCGUGUCUGUGGGCUCCAGCGACUUCUGCGUGGACCCCGACACCUACGUGACCAGGAUGGUGGAGGAGCACUCGGUGCUGAGCGGGGACAUCCUUCAGUACUACCUGGCCUGCUCACCCCGUGCCGCCAACCCCUUCCAGCAGAAGCUGUCGGGCAGCCACAAGGCUCUGGUGGAGAUGCAGGACGUGGUGGCUGAGCUCCUGAAGACCGUCCCGCGGGAGCACCCGGCCGCCAAGGACCCCCUGCUCCGUGUCCAGGAGGUGCUGAACGGCACGGAGGUGAACCUGCAGCACCUCACCGCCUUGGUGGACUGCCGCAGCCUGCACCUGGACUACGUGCAGGCCCUCACAGGCUUCUGCUACGAUGGCGUCGAGGGCCUCAUCUACCUGGCCCUCUUCUCCUUUGUCACAGCCCUCAUGUUCAGCUCCAUCGUCUGCAGUGUCCCACACACCUGGCAGCAGAAGAGGGGCCCUGAUGAGGAUGGGGGGGAGGAGGCCGCCCCAGGGCCGAGGCCGGCACACGACAGCCUCUACCGCGUCCACAUGCCCAGCUUGUACAGCUGCGGCAGCAGCUAUGGCAGCGAGACCAGCAUCCCGGCCGCAGCACACACUGUCAGCAACGCCCCGGUCACCGAGUACAUGAGUCAGAAUGCCAAUUUCCAGAAUCCCCGCUGUGAGAACACCCCUCUCAUCGGGCGCGAGUCCCCGCCGCCUUCAUACACUUCCAGCAUGAGAGCGAAGUACCUCGCCACGAGCCAGCCUCGCCCCAACUCCAGCAGCAGCGGGCACUAGACCGCCCGACAGCCACCCGCCCCACGUGCCAAUCGCCCCACUCCUCCCCGGGCCGGCCUUGCUGCUUACACCCGCGGCUGCCUGCCGCACCCUCCGCACCCACCCCGGGCCUGCUGCCGGCGCGCUGUGGCCACUCGCCCCCCCUCCUCCCCUUCCUGCAGGGGUGUGGAGAUGCCCGGCAGGCUCCUGCUGGUGGCGACGCAGGGGCUCUGGGCCCGCACCCUCUCCUUGGCUCACACGCCUGGACACCUGGGGGUGCUGCCAGCGACGCCCGGGCCCUCCUGGCCCCCAGCCCCGUGCCCCUCUGCCUCCGAGGAUUCGGGGAUUUGCAGAGCCCUGCGCUGGGCCAGAUGUGUCGUGCUGGUGCUGUCCCUGCGGACCCCUGCCGUCUCCUCGCCUGGCAGCUGCCCCGCCCCACCCCUCCCACAGCUCUGAUGCCUCUCUGCCCCUUCGAUGCUUCUGUGCCUCACCUCUUAGUUCGUAGGCAGCGCGGUGCUCCCUGUGUGCUGGGCGUCUGGAGGGACGGCCGUGUGGACCCACCCGCCUGCUUGUCUCCCGCGCGUGGAGACCCUCUUGUGGCGCCUUCACAUGCCUCUGCAGCAGCUAUAACUCCUUCCUUCCCUCGCCCCCCACCCCACCCCACCCCAGGCUCUCUGCAUCGGGUCCCCACUUUCUCUGCUUCCCUCCCAGCAGCGCUCUCUCCCUCAGCACCCACCCCGCCUGUGGCACCCAGCCCUCCCCAGCGGCAGGAGACAGCGGGUGCCACGCGGAGCCCAGGCUGCUCAUCGAGUGCUGGCCGCCCUCUUGGUGCCAAGACCCCUCCCCCACCCCAGAGGCUUGACAGCUUCAUCCGGUUCAUUCCUUGCACUAACCACAUUUGUCAUCUCUAGGGCAGGCGGGGUGGCGGGCCGAGUGGCACCCCCUUUUCGGUUCCCUUUCCAUCCAGGACAGGCACAGUGUCCCAGAGCCGGCCGGGGGGCUGGACCCGAGCUGGCUGUGAAUGUGCCCUUGGCCCCUGCCGCCCCUCUUGGGACUAACCACUGACCUCACUCCAGCCUCCGAGAGAAAACACCCCUGGCCAACCCAAAGCCCGCGAGUGUGACGCCGAGUCCAGGCCGGAGCUGAGUCCCAGGAUAGCCAGCUGGGAGUCGGGCUGGAGGAGGUGUUUCUUCUCGUGGUGCUGCUGGGGGGUGUCGAAGAUCGAGAGGCAGCCCAAGGGCCUGGAGACCCUCCCUGGGCAGGCGCUGCGCCAGGGGACCGUGUCCUCAGGAAUGAAUGUCCCUUGGGCUGUAGGACUGAGGUCCCUGUGGCCUCAGUCUCCCUACCUGUGAAGCGGGAACAAGGCUUCCCUAAGGUGCUUUUGGCGUAGUGUACAAUGUUUGCUGUGUUUCCUGCCGCAGAUGGGGGUGUUACCCCCAGAUCAAGUUGGAAAGUCCCCUGCCGGUCCCAGCCCUGCCCAGCCAGCCUGAAGCAAGAGAGGCCAGGUGCAGCCUCUGCCCUGUGUCAGUCCAGGGGCAGCAGAGAGCCACUUGGCAGCCACACGAGGCCCCAGGCCGGGGCAGACAGCAGCCGGCCCGGCAGUUUACAGACAUGGGGGGCUCUUUCUCCCAGAGCGGCAGGGCACCCCUUCCCCAGGGUGGCCUGGAAGAGGCCACCUUCCUCUGUGAUCCCUUCUUUGUGCUGGUAUCUGGGACCAAAAGCAUGGGUGGGCCUGGGACUAGGUCACAUCUCCCCCGUUCCUGGGGCAGCCUCUGCCCUGGACGGGGUUGGGGGAGUGAGUAGGCAAACACGGGGGUGCUCCAGGUGGGCCUAAGGGCCCGCAGCCUCGCAUCUGAGCCUUCGCACACGGCCAAACCUCACUGAAAGGCACCUUGUGCUCCAGGCCCCCCACUGUACACACACACACCACACACACAUAUACAUACAUACAGAUAUAUGGCGGUACCACAGCCCAACCGACAAGUUUUUCUGGGCUUCACCGCCUGGGCGGAACAUUCCCGCGCGGCCUCGGAUCAGAGGGGUGGCGUCGGGCUGUGCUGCCUGGGGCGCCGCUCGGAAGCACAAACGGCCGCCCGGCCCGCGAGGCCGAAAUGUGAAUGUACAUAGCGUGAGAGCCGGGCGCCGGGAACCUGCGCCGCUCGGAGCCCCUCCGUGCGUGCAUCGUGUGCGUGUCUGCCCGCCCAUCUGACUCCGCCCAGUUCCUUCUACUCACUGAGGCGGAAGAAAGGAAAACGGGGGAGGUUAAAAGGGGUGCAAGACCAAGCCUCGGUCCUGGAGGGGGAGCGCAUCUCGCCCUUGGUUUUCUUUUUGCUGUUUAAUUUCAGGCCGUUUCCUAACCCGCCCCGUCCCGGUGACUUACCCUCGUCCGCUCCCACCCCUGCACCUGUGGUUCUUGCCCCUCGCAGGCCCUGCAGCAUCUUGGGCAGUGGUCCUCUACCACGUGGAUGGGAGGGAGACGCCCCGAGGCCCCUGACGGGCUAGGCGGGCAGGAGGGGUUCCAGUCCGGUCGCUCGCCGAUGGGGCUCCUUGUGUAGGCGCACGCUUCCCCCAGCUCCCCUGGCCUGGUGUAGGGCCUGAUCGGAAGCCCUGAUCCUAUAUGCCCCUCCACGCCCGCCCCAUCUCACUAUGCAAUCCCAGUCCAAGCUCCAUUCCCUCCGUACCCCAGGACCCCCGCCCCGGCCGGGAGGGGUGCGUGGGUGACAGCCCUAAAUGGGGGGACGAGCGGGGACCAGGGCCUCUUGGGCGGUUUUGUUUUGUUUUUUUUUUAACCAUAAUGGUUGUGUGCCGUACCACUUUAUAUUUGUUACAUAUAUCUCUCGAAGUAAUUUUGUUAAAACUCCCCCUCCCAGGCUUCUCUCCUGGCCCUUGCAUUCCACCCACAAGGUGAUUUCGCGUCCUGAGCGGGGAACUGAGGCCUGAACCGCUUGGCAUUCUCCAACUUCCGUAGGGCCAUGGCUGUAUGUUGCUGUCGCUGUGUUUCUGGGUUUUUUUGUUUGUUUUUGUUUUUUUAACUGGGUUUGGGGUUUGAUUUUUAUUUCUCUGGGGGCUUUAUUUUUCUUGGCAAAUACUAAAAAUCUCGUCAAUGUAAUUUCUGUGGUUUCUAUUCAGCUUGGGUUUCAUGUUUUAAAAUAAACAAAUUUUAAAAAACAGGC